AUGGACGAGGAAGGACCACAGAUUCGUGUUAAAUUUGUGACAAAAGACGUGUCCAUUCGCGUGACGGAGACGCCAUUUGCAGUACCAACACGUCUGAAUCGUCGUGGCUUGUCACAAAUUGUCAAUCAUUUGCUCGAUACAAAUGACAAGUUGCAACCUUUUGACUUUCUUAUCGAUGGCCUCUUUCUACGCUCAUCGCUUGACAAAUAUUUGCAGCUAAAUAAUGUGUCAGAGGAGACACUACUGACGCUCGAGUACGUCCAGGCGCUUCCUGAACCUCAAAAACAAAAUGACAAGGAACAUCCGGACUGGGUCAGUGCUGUAGCUGCUUUAGAGGAUGAUCUGGUCGUCACUGGCUGUUAUGAUGGUCUGCUACGGAUAUACGACGCUCAGGGAGACUGUAAAACCUCGAUGAAGGCUCAUCAGGGAGCUAUCAAAGCAGUGAGUGUGUCGGGCACGAAGGGAGAGUUUGUUAUUUCGAGCAGUGGCAAGGAUCAACUUGCACAAUUGUGGCGGUAUACGGCUUCAUCAGCUAAGCUGUCGCCAUUGGCGGCGCUGACGGGACACUUGAACAGUGUUGACGCCGUGCAAAUGCACGCGUCGGGUAAGCGUGUAGUUACUGGCAGCUGGGAUAAUACAGUGCGUGUGUGGCAAACACCCCCGAGGAACGAGGAGGAAGGCAAUGAACAGCGAUCGGCAAAGAAACACAAGAAGACGGAAAAUGGUGCAGGCACUGUUAGUUUCCAGCAGCUCGAGGCUGAAAUUGUGCUGGUUGGGCACACGAGCUACGUGACGAGCGUAGCGUUUCGCCCAAAGAAUUCAGAGCACGAUGAAGAUGUGGUUGUGUCUGCUGGUAGUGAUCGCACUGUACGUCUGUGGGACUUAGUAACCCAGUCCUGCUCUCAGUCGCUGGUUGGCAACCGUGCUGUAUCGGACUUGAGUGUAAACGCGAACGGCCUUGUGCUUACUGCCCACCCGGACCAAUGCGUUCGCUUGUGGGACCCCCGUGCACAACAGAGCGGUGAAAGUAUCGUACAGCGCACCUUCCGCUCGCAUAAGCAGUGGGUGAGCUCGGUGGCUUGGCAUCCGGAUAGCUCCGCCAACGAACACAUGUUUGUAUCUGGUGACUAUGAUGGCAUGGCCAAGUUGUGGGACGCGCGUAGCACAAUUCCUCUGCACACCGUGAAAGCGCACGAAGGCAAGUUGCUUGAUUUAUCCUGGCGGAAUCAAGGCAACAAUGAGAGCAAUGUGGUCUUCGUCACGGGUGGCGAUGACAAGAAGCUGAAUUUCUUCAGUGUAUAA
Messenger RNA from Peronospora farinosa, 1302 nucleotides. The record is from the annotation of a GenBank genome assembly. Lineage: Eukaryota; Oomycota; Peronosporomycetes; Peronosporales; Peronosporaceae.